AUGAACAUUAAUGCUGGUAUGCAAACUCCUGUAAGGCCAACGUUGUGCUCUGAAAGAAGCGUUCACAUUGAGAAUACAUGUUCUAACAAAAAAAGAUGGUGCAACAAUUCCGCAGGCCGUCGACCUUGUCAGAAUUCUCCCGAAUUGUUAAGGCGGAACGCACAACGAGAAAAACAAAUUUCAUACGGUUUUGUAACUGAAGGGUACUCCAACAUGAUAAAAUUGGUACAGAGUGACCCAUUGUUAAAAAGUGGUGGUAUUCUUCCACUUUCACCGCCUGAUGUGAAUAAGGGCAGUAAGCGUACGUGGGAUGUGUCGCUGCGAAAAUGGCGUCGGGCGUUGCACAUGUUCGACAAUGUUUUUAUAGAAGGUCAAGAUGCAUCGUCAAAUACAUUGGAAUCUGUUAUAGAAGAGCAAAGGCUUCAGUGGGUGAGUCCACUUUUCAUAAAAGAGGCAAAAGAAAAUCGUAUACGCCUUUCGGAGGGAAAAAUACGCGAGGCACAAAACUCAGCAUAUGUUCCAAAGAGACUUCCGGUGGAAGAAAGCUUGAAAAUUAUACUUCGCAGUGAAGAUUGUUACGAACCGGUAACUAAUGUGGUGCCUCCAUCCGCUUCUUCACUUAUAAGAGGGAAUGACAUAUCUCCCCUGGAUGCAGGUAUCAAAAUAUAUCUUGCACCUUCUGCACAUAACCAGCAAAAUGUUACCCCUCAAAAACCUGAAGCAUUAUUUUAUCCGGAUGUGCCUCAGCGUCUCUUCUUUAACGCUGUCACACCAGCUCGUGUUGACACAUCACCGAGCAGCACACAAAAUUUUUCACCGUUGGGUCUAGGUUGUCAGGUCAAUCCUGGAUACAACGCCUCUUUGUUGAAUCCAUCUCCAGAAUUACCUUAUGAUUCUACUCAAGUUGAGUUUGUUGGUAACUCGCAGCAAAAGUUAAUCUUGCGGAGCGGUAGUGCUUUUCAGCCAACGGUGCAUCCAUGGAAUUCUAUUUUUGCCGCCCCUGCAUGUGCCUCUCAAAGUUCGAAUGUGCCCGGCGUUUAUUCAGGUUCGAAUAGACUACGAACACCUGUGACGGUUCCUCGACGGGUUACUCUACUUCGGGGCCGUCAGGAGGAUAGAAAGCUCGGAGAUAGUGAAAUUUUUCGACAAAGCCUUUCUCCGAGCAAUAAUGCGGUAUUUUCUUCCACCAAUACAAAAAUUCAGGGGACUUCCCCAGUUGUGUCAACCGAGAGGAUUGCUGGAAAUACACAAAUAAUUGGAAAUGCCAAUGAGAAUGAGCGUUCAAUCAUAGAUUUGGUUUCUCAGAAAUUGUUUUCUGAGGAAUAA
This is a messenger RNA of Trypanosoma rangeli, 1326 nucleotides long. RefSeq lists its product as uncharacterized. The coding region runs from base 1 to 1326 and encodes 441 amino acids. The record is from RefSeq and is a predicted model, not a curated record. Gene Ontology annotation, molecular function: histone pre-mRNA stem-loop binding; mRNA binding. The transcript has a single exon. Gene Ontology annotation, biological process: mRNA transport; mRNA 3'-end processing by stem-loop binding and cleavage. Gene Ontology annotation, cellular component: cytoplasm; histone pre-mRNA 3'end processing complex. Lineage: Eukaryota; Euglenozoa; Kinetoplastea; Trypanosomatida; Trypanosomatidae.